AUCAUACGAGCUGCUACACCGGAGCGGAAGACGAGUCCAGCAGCGUGGAUAUGUCGGAUCCGGCAUCGCAGGCCUUGCAACCCCGGCUUCACCAAACCCAGUCCACUGGGUCCGGGGGGUCCAGUACAGGUUCCGGCACAGGAAACAGCGACCCGGCCAGACCCGGACUUAGCCAGCAACAACGUGCAAGCCAGAAGAAAGCCCAAGUCCGAGCUUUCCCACGGGCGAAAAAGCUUGAGAAACUUGGCGUAUUCUCUGCAUGCAAGGCUAUCGACACAUGCAAGUGCAAUGGAUGGAAAAACCCGAAUCCACCGUCAGCUACGCGUAUGGACCUGCAGCAGCAAGCUGCCAGCCUGAGUGAGCCGUGCCGCAGCUGUGGACAUGCCCUGGCUGACCAUGUGUCCCACUUGGAGAAUGUAUCAGAGGAUGAGAUUAACAGGUUACUGGGGAUGGUGGUGGAUGUGGAAAACCUCUUUAUGUCUGUGCAUAAAGAGGAAGACACAGACACCAAACAGGUCUACUUUUACCUUUUCAAGCUGCUGAGGAAGUGCAUCUUGCAAAUGAGCCAGCCAGUCGUAGAGGGAUCCCUUGGAAGUCCACCCUUUGAAAAGCCAAACAUUGAACAGGGGGUGUUGAAUUUUGUUCAGUACAAGUUUAGCCAUCUGGCGCCGAAGGAAAGGCAAACCAUGUUUGAACUUUCAAAGAUGUUCCUCUUGUGCCUAAAUUACUGGAAGCUGGAGACCCCUACACAGUAUCGCCAGCGCACACAGAAAGACGAUGGGACAGCAUACAAAGUUGACUACACUAGGUGGCUGUGCUACUGCCAUGUUCCCCAAAGUAACGACAGCCUGCCACGCUAUGAAACCACUCAGGUGUUUGGCCGCAGCUUGCUCAAGUCCAUCUUCACCGUGACUCGACGCCAGCUCCUGGAGAAGUUCAGAGUGGAGAAGGAUAAGCUGCUGCCAGAGAAACGCACACUCAUCCUCACACACUUUCCCAAGUUUCUAUCCAUGCUUGAGGAGGAGAUUUAUGGUGAGAAUUCACCCAUCUGGGAGGCCGACUUCACCAUGCCCGCUUCUGAGGGCACACAGCUGGGACAUCAGACAGUAAUCAGUCCAGCAGCAGUGUCUGGCUCCCCGGCUUUAGCUAAAGGCCUGAGCAGCAUUUCCUCUCUGGGCAGCAUGGACAGUGGAGGUUCAGAGCCCAUCACAGGAGAGAAGCGUAAACUUCCAGAGGCGUUGACUCUGGAAGAUGCAAAGCGGAUACGUGUGAUGGGAGAUAUUCCUAUGGAGCUGGUCAAUGAAGUUAUGAUGACAAUCACUGACCCUGCUGCUAUGCUCGGACCAGAGACGAAUCUGCUCACACCAAAUGCUGCUCGUGACGAGACUGCCAGGCUGGAGGAGAGGCGGGGCAUUAUAGAGUUCCACGUCAUCGGAAACUCACUUUCCCAGAAGUCCAACAAGAAGAUCCUGAUGUGGCUGGUCGGCCUGCAGAACGUCUUCUCUCACCAGUUACCUCGAAUGCCCAAAGAGUACAUCACUCGACUGGUGUUUGACCCGAAGCACAAGACCCUAGCCCUUAUCAAAGAUGGCCGCGUCAUUGGAGGCAUCUGUUUUAGGAUGUUUCCCACUCAGGGCUUCACAGAGAUAGUCUUCUGUGCCGUCACAUCCAAUGAGCAAGUUAAGGGCUAUGGUACCCACCUGAUGAACCACCUGAAGGAGUACCACAUCAAACACAGCAUCCUCUUUUUCCUCACUUACGCUGACGAGUACGCCAUUGGCUACUUCAAAAAGCAGGGCUUUUCCAAAGACAUCAAAGUGCCGAAGAGUCGAUACCUGGGAUACAUCAAAGACUACGAAGGAGCGACGCUCAUGGAGUGUGAACUAAACCCGAGGAUCCCCUACACUGAACUCUCUCACAUUAUUAAAAGACAGAAAGAGAUCAUCAAGAAGUUGAUUGAGAGGAAGCAGAGCCAGAUCAGAAAGGUUUACCCAGGUCUCACCUGCUUCAAAGAGGGAGUACGACAGAUCCCAGUAGAGAGCAUUCCAGGCAUACGAGAGACUGGCUGGAAACCAAGUAACAAGGACAAAGGGAAAGAGGUGAAGGACCCUGAUGUGUUGUACAAUAUGCUAAAGAACCUCCUGGCCCAGAUAAAGACUCAUCCUGACGCCUGGCCCUUCAUGGAACCAGUGAAGAAAUCUGAAGCUCCAGAUUACUACGAAAUCAUCCGAUUUCCCAUCGACCUGAAGACCAUGACGGAGAGGCUGAAGAACAGAUACUAUGUGACCAAGAAGCUUUUCAUCGCUGACCUGCAGCGAAUCAUCACCAACUGUCGUGAGUACAACCCACCAGACAGCGAGUACUGCAAGAGUGCCAACACCCUGGAGAAGUUCUUCUACUUCAAAUUGAAAGACGGAGGCCUGAUCGACAAAUGAACUGGGCUACAGAAUCACAGACAGACCAGGUGGGACAGUCACGGCUGCCACAAACACACACACACCGAGAGGAAGCAGGUCACAAAGGAAGCUAUCACUGGUUGUUGCCAUAUCUGAGAUAAUAAAAGGUUAUUAACAAACAUGAACAUGACGGUUGUUUGGAAACAUCAGAGCCAGAUGAGCAUCAACGUAAAAAAUGGCAUUACAUUUUCUCUUAUACAGUUAGCUUGUAUUUGUAUUUGUUUUUUUUCCCUUUUCUUUUCCAGCACUCAUAGUAAGUUAAUAGUUCCUUAUUAACACAUGUGUCAUUAAAUGUAACCAAAGUUACCGGUCCAAGUUAUGACAAUAUCACUCUUUCCUCAAAUAUUUAUCACGAGAAUCACCUCAUUGUGUUGCAUUUAAUGACAUCCGUUCAUUCCAGUUUGCGUAGAACUUGUCACGUGAGUGUAGUGCAGAGUUGUUUCACAGAAAACUGGACCUCGGGACCUAAAGCCACGUUGCCUUCCGUUACUGACAAACACUUGAACAUCCCAUCCAUUUUAAAGACACAGAAGCAGGAGUGAAGUCAAUUCAACGCGUAAUAAUGAAAGACGAGCAGUCGUGUUGUUGGGGUUUCUCUUUUCAUUCCAGUGCAUAUUAAUUAUCCCAGACAUGUGGGAUCUUGCUACUUUUAAUCUCAGUAUUAUUCCUGAUACGAAGUGAGAUUAAUUAUGAAAAACCCAGACUUAACAAUAAUAAGAAAAGAAAGAAGGGAAAUCACUUCUCAGAUUGUUCUACAGUUAAAAAUAACACAUACUACAGUUUAUGGACUAUUCUCCACGGUUAGGCUUUUAUUCCAUGCCGUUAAACACGAGGUCAUACAAUUGUGUAGCUUUCACCACGCUUUCAGGCGAGUCUGUAGCUCCUGGCACUGGAUUUUUUUCUCUGUUACACUCACUUCCACACAUUAUGCUAAAGUAGUCCGUCUCGUGUUUGGGCCACAUUUGUGUUGUGGUCUCACAGGUUUACUGGAUCGUUUGUGUCGUUAAGUCCCCAACGUGGUGGUGGUGUGGUGGUGGUAGUAGUAGUGGUGGGCGGGAGGGGGAAGAAGCUAACUAAGCGGUCCUCAUGUAGGUUUAGGGAAGAAGGAAAACGAGCUGGAGCAGGUGCUCAUGCAUGGUGAACAGUUUACAGUUUGCAUUUACAGAAAAUGUUGAGCCCUUUUGCCGUUGCAGGGUUUUUAUUUUACAUUGUUACAGAGAUUGUAAGGCAACAUUUUUUUUGUGUCAAACUGAGCACUUCUGGAGAGACAUCCACACCGUCUAUGGAAGCAGCUGUCCAGUGCUUUUUGAGCGCGCUUAUUGAAUGUUUCACUGACACAUACAUGUGUGUGCGUGUGUUUUGUUUGUGCACAUGACUGAGUGAUGGUGUUUUUUGUUUUUUUUACUUGAAUCAUCACUAGCUUUGACUUACUGAUGUGAUGUCAGUGUUGCAUUAUUCAGGGUUGUUCGUUGUGUACUUCUUCCUCAAGUCUACCAAUGCUGCAUUUCAGAUUUUCUUACAAGGUGAACUUUUCACCAGUUUGAGAAAGGCUACGGUCUCAACUUAUGGUAUACAUGCCAUUUACUGUAGCUAUAAUACUGUCCAUGACAUUUUUUCUUUCCUUUUUUUUAAUGUAUCAUUCUAAAAUGUCUUGGUGAUUUCUAAGUUGUUACCAAUGCCACAGAAACAGGUAAACGCAACAAUGCAGUUAUCAACAUGAGUCACUUGAACUCGAGUCAGACGUGAGUUAUGAUUCUGGGGAUUUGUGACUUGACAAAAUAAACGACAAAACCAA
This is a messenger RNA of Solea senegalensis (Senegalese sole), 4251 nucleotides long. It is a transcript of the gene kat2a, whose product is annotated as K(lysine) acetyltransferase 2A. The transcript has 18 exons. Gene Ontology annotation, cellular component: nucleus; histone acetyltransferase complex. Gene Ontology annotation, biological process: positive regulation of transcription by RNA polymerase II; chromatin remodeling. The coding region runs from base 51 to 2435 and encodes 794 amino acids. Lineage: Eukaryota; Metazoa; Chordata; Actinopteri; Pleuronectiformes; Soleidae. The record is from RefSeq and is a predicted model, not a curated record. Gene Ontology annotation, molecular function: protein binding; histone H3 acetyltransferase activity.